This is a messenger RNA of Aspergillus affinis, 666 nucleotides long. RefSeq lists its product as uncharacterized. Bases 1 to 666 code for a protein of 221 amino acids. The transcript has a single exon. The record is from RefSeq and is a predicted model, not a curated record. NCBI's taxonomy places the organism in Eukaryota, Fungi, Ascomycota, Eurotiomycetes, Eurotiales, Aspergillaceae.
AUGACAGGCUUGACAAUUGACCCGGGGACCAACAGCGUCUGGCGAGUAGAUCAUCGAAAUGUUUCGAAGGACUCAGUUUCCAACGAAACGUCGCCCAUGGCUGAAGUGACCUUGGUUGCCGCCCUCGAAAAAGCUGGAACCCUAAAUGGCAUGUGUCAGUUGGGGCAGAGCGAUCACAUGCUCAUAAUGGCUGACUCCGCUGACGGAACCAUCUGGAAUUUGGACGUGAACACGGGAUUGCAUGAAAUUGUGAUCAACCAGCCAAUUCUGAAACACAUUCCGCAAGGCCUACAAUUCGGGGUAGAUGGAGUUCAUACUCACGAUUCCGACCUGUUCUUCACCAAUUUUAACCAAGGACUAUUUGCCAAAAUCCCCGUGUCCCCGAUCUGGGGCAAUGCUACCGGUCCUGCGGAGCUUAUAGUCAACGGCACAGCGGGCGAUGAUUUUGUGCUUUCACCCGAUGGCACAGUCGAUAUUGCAAUGAAGUCGAGCAGGGUUAUCGCGGAGUCAUCUGCUCUUUCAGAAGCCGCUUCAGUCACCAUUGGCAGGACAAAGUGGGACCGUAACAGUCUUUACGUUGCGUCCGGCGGGGUGGUCAAUCCUAGAGGCAAUGGCACUCGUUCUGAAGGAAUCGUUGCUCGCAUUGAUCUUCCAAAUGCGAUCUAA